Rhea pennata is the source of this 1221-nucleotide messenger RNA. It is a transcript of the gene SCML4, whose product is annotated as Scm polycomb group protein like 4. Lineage: Eukaryota; Metazoa; Chordata; Aves; Rheiformes; Rheidae. Gene Ontology annotation, biological process: negative regulation of DNA-templated transcription. Bases 1 to 1221 code for a protein of 406 amino acids. Gene Ontology annotation, molecular function: histone binding; chromatin binding. Gene Ontology annotation, cellular component: nucleus. The record is from RefSeq and is a predicted model, not a curated record. The transcript has 7 exons.
AUGCAAUCUCCCAGAAUACCGGGGAGGAAACGAGGACGGCCCCCGCUCCAGUCUGCUCCCAUGAAAAUGACUGUUCACAAUCUUUACUCAGCACCAGCUGCCUCUUUGCCAGGAGUGAAGAUCCCAAAGAAGAGAGGGCGAAAACCCGGGUACAAGCUGAAGUCCCGUGUGCUGAUGACGCCGUUAGCGAUCUCUCCUCCAAGAAGCACGCCGGAGCCUGAUAUUAGCUCAAUCCCGCAGGACGCAGCUACCAUACCCACCUCGGCUGCCCCGCAAGCGCUCACAGUCUGCAUAUACGUCAACAAGCAGGCUAACCUGGGGCCGUACCUUGACAGAAAAAAGGUGCAGCAGCUCCCAGAGCUCUUUGGGCCCGAGAGACCUUCGGCGGUCCUGCAGCAGGCUGUUCAGGCUUGCGUCGACUGCGCGCUCCAGCAAAAGGCUGUCUUCUCCCUCAUCAAGCAGGGCUACGGAGGCGAGAUGGUGUCAGUUUCAGCUUCUUUUGAGGGGAAGCAGCACCUCCUGAGCCUGCUGGUGGUGAACAGCAUUGGGUAUGUCCUGCGCUUCCUGAAGAAGCUCUGUCGCAGUCUGUUGUGUGACAAUCUCUUCAGCAACCAGCCUUUCCAGCAGUACAACACUGUGCCAGAAAGCCCAGAGGUGUAUGAAAACAGACGGAUGGAGGCAGCAGAAACAGCGGUACCUGAGGAUUACCUGGCCGAUCCCGCGAACGCGAAGCGCUACAGCGUGGACCCUGCCGACUCGGCCUGCGGCUGCGUGAGCUCCAUGUACAGCACGCGGCCAAGCCCCGCCGACGGGCGUCUUGCCGCAGGCUCUUCGUCCGCCUGCAGCCAUCGUCCUGCCCAGAUGUCUUCAGGGGGAUCCUCCUCCACUGGCCUACGGCAUCCGACCUCCAGCCCGACUAGGAACGGGACCUAUCCAGAAGGAAACAGAACCUCAAGUCCUUCACCUGAAAGACAAGACACGGCUCGGCCAUCAAGCAAGAAUCCUUUGACCUGGACUGUGGAUGACGUGGUUUGGUUUGUGAAGGAUGCAGACCCUCAUGCUUUAGGUCCCCACGUGGAGCUCUUCAGAAAACAUGAGAUUGAUGGCAAUGCUUUGCUGCUGCUGAAAAGUGACAUGAUCAUGAAAUAUCUGGGCUUGAAACUGGGACCAGCACUGAAACUUUGCUACCACAUCGAUAAGCUCAAGCAAGCCAAGUUCUAA